Messenger RNA from Alosa alosa (allis shad), 3479 nucleotides. RefSeq lists its product as uncharacterized. The record is from RefSeq and is a predicted model, not a curated record. The transcript has 24 exons. Lineage: Eukaryota; Metazoa; Chordata; Actinopteri; Clupeiformes; Clupeidae. The coding region runs from base 210 to 1910 and encodes 566 amino acids.
GCAGUGAGCAGACAGUAUCAUACCCGUGAGUUUAAAACAAGCCUCAAAGUCCAUGGCACUUGCACAAUGAACUGAAAUAAAACUUCAUCAACAGCCAAAAUCAAGAGCUAUUUAAAGGAUUCCUGAAACCAUAUGGACAACGAUCAGAGAUAGAGGUAUAUGCUUUUCAACGAUCAGAGAUAGAGUCUAUCAAAAAGACUCCAAUCACCAUGGCAACCAACCAGCAAAAAGUUCCCAGGAGAUGCCAGUGCGGGUGGUCUAAUGUAACAACUUACCAAGGCCUCCGAACACACCAAGGAAAGGCAAAGUGUGAAGGAUACGGUGAGGCCUUUACUCCAUCUGCGUUUCUGACCACACCAUCUCAGAACCGGACGUCACACAACUCUCACAUAGAACCCAGCAUGGUACACAAGCGGCACGGGGAACCUGCUAGCCUGCGACACCUGCAGCAGACCUAUGGCAUAUCGGGGAUUAGUCUAGAGGACGAGCCACAGCAGGGGACCCUCAGCCGUGACUGGACCAGGAGGGACCGGGGGCAGUGGCCAAUGGGCAAGGAGACAUCAGUGACAACUGCCCAGCCACUGAGAAGCGUUCUGGAACUAAGGAGGGAAAUGUACUCUGAGGAGAGGGCCCAGGGUCAUAUUGAUCCCACAGCAGCCCUGAAGGUGAUGACAAGCAGUGACGAGCUGGAAACGCUGAAAAAAGAGAAUGAACAUCUCAAAACCAGAUUUGAAGACUACAAGGCAGCUAAUGACGAGCUGGAAAUGCUGAAAAAAGACAAUGAACAUCUCAAAACCAGAUUUGAAGACUACAAGGCAGCUAAUGAGAAGCUAACAGCAACAAUGAAAGCUUUGGAAAAACAGAAUGGAGAUUUAAAGAUCAGAUACAAUGAACUGAAGGCAUCAAGGGAGAGUCUGACCACCAAAACCGAGACCUUGAAAAAGGAGAAUGAAAACUUCAGAGUUCAGGCAUGUCUGGCAAAAACUGCCCAAGUAAAAGAGCCAGGCAGGAACUUAAAGCAAGCACAGCAUCCCUGUAGGACCUGUGGCCAUUAUAUAACACACAUGUACAAUGAAUUCCUGGCCAAUAAACCAGAGCAAGCUUAUACGACACCUUGCCAGCAGUGUGAUGAUGGAUUUGUGCAACUUUACCAUCAUUACCUGAAGGCCAAGCAAUUGGAAAAUGACUACAAGCCACCCUGUGUGAAAUGUAAAGAAGAAUACACAAAUCUGUGUUCUGAAAACUUUUAUAUGAGAUCUUCGGAAACAGAUGUUCAUCAAUCAUGUCAGGACUGUGGACACAAUUUUAAACAACUAGCAAAGAUUCUACAGAUUCCCACAGAAAAUAGGCCUAUACAUGAAAGAACUAAAGCCAAAACAUCAUUUGAAGACACUAAUGACUCAUGCAGCGAAACAGAACUCAGGGAAGAAUUGAACCAACUCAAGCAAAAGGAGUUUCCCAAAGCCCUGAAAUCCAUAACCUCUCAGAAAAACAGCCUGGAGGGAAAGACCCUGAAGGUGAAAAUGCAGUGGACAUUUGAUAUUGCAAAACGGGACACAACGAAAAAACAAGAGGAGCUACAACAUAUUUUCCCAGAUAAAACACCAGGUCAUCUGCAGCUUGCGUUCAGCAAUCUCCAGACAGCUCUGUACAACUGCAGUGAAUCUCACCAUCGCAGGAUGAUUCAGGAGUUUAUUAAAGAUGAGCAGAAAGACGUCUCUGCUCUGCUGGUCAAGUGGUACAGGCUGAGCUGUUUGAUGGUUCUGCACAACCCACCACUGCUGCCGAAGUGGGAUACAGAUGGUCUCCCUUGUAGUCUUGAUCAGGUCCAGUGUGAAAAGGCACAUGAAGACACAGCAAGUGAAGAAAAGAAAGGCUGUCAUGUAGCUGUGAAAUCAUACUCAUCUUAAAAUGGAUGGAAAUAUUAUUUUUUCAUCAAUCUACACACAAUAUUCCACAAACAAACAGGUGUUUGGAGUUUCUUGUAAAUUUAUGUAAAUGAAUGCUUCCACAACUUCAUUGGAGUCCAUCUGUGCCUAAAUGAAUUCAUCGGACAUUAUUAGGAGAGGCACAUGUCUGUCUAUAAGGUCUCAUAGUUGAUGUAUGUCAGUGAACACAAAGCCACAAGGUGAUAGAAUUGUCUGUAGACCUGCAAAACAGCAUUGGGUCAAGACACAGAUCUGGGGAAAGAUACAGGAAUAUUUCUGCAGCAUUGAAUGCGCCCAAGAGCACGGUAGCCGCCAUCAUUCUCAAAAAGGUUUUAAGAAUGUUUGAAAUGUUUGGAGCAACCAACAGACUUCCUAUAUCAGCCCACUCAGCCAAACUAAGUAAUCCGGGACGAAGGGGCCCAGCAUUUUGACUUUCUGCAUAUAAUAUCUCAGAAGUUUUACUUUUAUGUUUGUGGCCAUUUUAUUUUGAGCGACAGAAAUGGGCUUUGAUACAAAUCUGUAAAGGGUUCUCUGCUCUAAACAUGUUGCAAUUGUGAUGAGGCCUAUACCGGUUUGUUGUUCGAACAGCACUUUCCUUAAAUUAGCCACCACCAGCAGCUGUUACUCGGGCACAUCUCAGACCAAGGUGUGUGUACCGAUGCCCCAGCUUCAAAGUCAUCAGUGAGAAUUGUGUGCAUUCAGCAACCCUAUAGCUUACCCCUCUAUGGAGAACCAGCCUUGCAACUUGAUCUCCCCUGACCGGAGAAUCACAAAUUGCUUUACAUUAAUUGUGCAAUGGUAUUUGCAUGAACUCACAUAAUAUGAUCUUGUCAGUAGACAUGGCUAUUCAGAGAUUAGCCAGUUUGUGAAAAAAAUCCACAUGAACUGUGUGAAGGGGGAAGGGUGCUACCCAUGAGUGAUUUAUGACAGUUGGGAGUUGUGUAAAAUUCAAAUUCUUCGCAACUUUAGGGGGAUCCUAUCCCAGUAGCUUAAAAACUGCUUUGAAUACCUUUGAAAAUAGUCAUAAGGCCUGCUUGAGAUGGACUGUGACGGACUUGAUCAUCGUCAGACAGGAGGAGCUAAAACAUACAGCAGACAGGCAUGUCUCACGGGAGAUGUUGCAGAAUUGUACUGGGGUUUUGCAGGAAGUUGCGUUUGCGUUUUUUGCGUUAUAAAACUUUAUAUACAUUAUUUAAGCAAGGACCAAACGAAACAUACCAGAGAGAGAAACAUACCUGCUUUCAGUAUCCCCAGAGAAAUUCCAUGCAGGGUUAAGUUUUCGUUUGGGGCCAGGCUGACCCCACUUUCCAGUUUUCGGAGCCUGCACUGCCUGCAGAGACCGUUUUUUUUUUUUUACAGCAUAAUCACAGAAUGGGCAGCUAGCGGUCAUGAGGGGAUGAUUGCUGAAUGUAGCAAAAAAUGUAUGGGCUUGAAAUCACACAAGAUCCCUGACUGUGGCCUUAAAUACUCUUCUUAUUCAUUAAAAUGAAAAUGAUGACAGACAAAAUGAAAUAUUAUGGUGUUGUUUUAAUAAAUUAUGGUUGGCAUAUA